This is a messenger RNA of Moneuplotes crassus, 1044 nucleotides long. The record is from the annotation of a GenBank genome assembly. NCBI's taxonomy places the organism in Eukaryota, Ciliophora, Spirotrichea, Euplotida, Euplotidae.
AAUUGUUACAAGCAAAAUAAUUUAAAUUUUAAAAUGAAAUCCGGAGAAUUACUUAAUGGGAUGCUCACCUUGACUGUUUCUAGUCUGUUCAAAACAAAUCGAAACUAUGAGUAUAUAAUGACAAAAUAUAAUGAUAAUGAAACAAAUAUUCCAAAAACUCCGCAUAAAAAGAGAACACCUAUUGAUAGUGGCAUUGCCAUGAAAGUUCGCAAAUGGGUAGAUGACAAUGGCAUUGAUUUCCUGAAUAAGUCUUUACAAAACCUGGGGUUAACUCUUCAGGACAUCAAGGACUUCAAUCCUAAAAUGGCUUCGAAUGAGUUUCUCAAUCAAGAAAAAUAAGAAAGUUAAGGAUCAGUUAAAACUUUAUGAUUCCAUACUCUCUUCUUGAAAGUUUGAUAAUUUGGAACAAAAUCCGGAGGAAGACUACAAAGGAUCUAUAAAAGCUGCAAACACAGCAGAUUUUGGUUCUUCUCAUUCAGCCUGCCAGUAUAAUCCAACACGGGCGGAUAAAGAGCCUCUCCGACCUCUUUACAUGUACUACAAGAAACUGAAGCAAGGCAUUAUUGCUUCUAAAACAAGUAUCAGAAAGUCAAGUGUCACAGUGAGAAAACAAGCUGUGCUUACUGAGAGGAAAGAAAACCAAGCUCUCUCGUCCAACAGAAGGUCUUAUGAUGGACUGAAGAGAUCUAAGAAUAUCAUUUCAGACACUAGCAGUGUCUCCUCUCUAGGAAAGGAGAACGUUCACCAGAAUGUCAUCAAUAACAACCCUAAAGAGACUAAGAAAGAUAAGGAAUCAAGCAUUCGAAAAUUAAUGAAGCAACGUGAGAGUUUGACAAAGGAACGUAAAUCCUUACGGAUGUUGUUGGACAAAUUCGAGAAGGAAUUUAUCACCAAAAAUGGCAGGAAGAUUAAAUACAUGAAUGAUGUCAAACCUGUGGCUAAGGAAUACAGUCGUUAUAAGUCCCUGAAAGGGAUCAUCCAUGACCUUGAGGACAAAAUUAGAUCCUUGGCUGAUUUAUAGGGACAAAAUGUUUAAUUCAACCA